AUGAAUACCUUCUCUCCUCAUCAGCAAGAUGUAGUUGUGGAUCAUCAUCAGUUGGCAUCUCCGUCUUUUAUUAGAAUUGUUGAAAGUAUUGUACAACAAUUAUUUGAUCAAGUUUCAGACUGUUUUGGUCCGAAUGCCAACGCUCGUGCGAAAAUUAUUGUAGACUUGUCUUCUUCUGCUCACAAACAAGCAAAAUAUGUAUCAUCGGAAGGAUCGUUUAUUCUGCAACAUUUAUCUGUGAGACAUCCCGUUGGAGUGAUGAUCAUGAAAGCAUUGAAGCAAUUACAUGUAGGAUGUGGAGAUGGAACUAUUAGCUUUUUGAAAAUUUUAUUGGAGCUGACUCGAGGAGUACAUGAAUUAGUCAUGAAUUCUGUAGAGCCAUUGGUGAUUGGCGAAGUGUUGAUGAAAAUUGAAAAGUUUUGUGUGAAUGAAAUGAAAAAAUUUGGAUUUAAUUUACUGGUGAAUGAGAAGAAUGAGCAAAUUGAUUUAUCGAGCAUCAAGAACAACAAGGACAUUCUUUCACUGAAAAUUCGACUGCAUUCAGAAAAGGCUAGAGAGCUAUUGAAAACAUUUCUCUCAACAAAAUUGAAUGACAAGGAGACACAACUAUUCAUGGAUGUUUGUACGGAAGCAUCCUCCACACUUUAUGAAAAUUUGACAAUUCACGAAAUGAAAAAUUUGCAGCAAAACCCCAAUUUUCACAAUAUUCAUGUCAUUGCCCUCACAUCACUCAGUGGUAAAGCUGAAUACUUUAAGGGUUUGGCAUUUGAACAUGGUUUGCAACAUCCCUACAUGCUCCGUCAACAUGAAAAUUGCAAAAUUAUUGUACUUAGCGAUAUUCCACUGGAAUUGAUCAAGGAGAAAAAGAAGAAUGAGUUUCGUACAGCAGAGGAGCGACUGCAAUUAUUGAGGAAUGAAAGAGCAAAGAUUGAUCAGCAAAUUAAUCACAUCAUUAAGAGCGGCGUUGGCGUCGUUGUUUCAAAUGAUGCCAUUGAUGAUAUUAGUUUGGACAGAUUCUGUAAGAGUGGAAUUAUUGCUUUGAGACACGUACGACAGGAUAUUUGCGAUAAAUUAUGUGAACUCACAUCCAGUACCAAGGUCUAUUCAUGUGAACAGGAAAUUAAGGAAGAAUAUUUAGGCUCUGUUUCGACAAUUAAAAUUCAUGAAGAUCACCGACAAACAGAAUCGACAGUGUAUAUUCAAGGAAAGACCGAGAGUAGGAUUGGUACAAUUAUUGUCCAUGCUGCCAAUGUCAUUAUUCAGCACAGAUACAUUCGUAUUAUUAAGGGCGCUCUGAAAAUUCUAAGAAAUUCUUACGAAGAUUGUCUGAUUGCCCCUGGUGGAGGAUGCUUGGAGAUGAUGCUAGGUUAUCGAAUUCGUGAAAUGUGCUGCAGUACGAACACCAAGUUAACUCCCACAGAACAAUGUAUUUAUGAAAUGUUCGCAAAUGCUCUGGAAUCAUCCAUUCCUGCUACUCUUUGUGAAAAGAGCGGAUUCAAUGUGAAUCUUGUCAUGAGACAAUGGAAAUUAUUGACUCAACAAUCAUUGUCCACCACUAAGAACACCUUUACAACAACACAAUUGCAUACCUUAAAUUGUUUGAAAUAUCCAGUUGAAUUUGUAGAACCAGUUCAAUUGGGAAUUUGGGAUUCUAUGAGAGUGAAAAUUCAAUCUCUCCAUCAAGCCAUAGAAUUAACAUGCAGUCUCAUCAAAAUCAAUUCCAUUCUCACUUCUCCAGAUCUUAAAAAAGAAUCACAGGAUAAACUCAAUCAAACAUUGAAUCAAUUAAUGAUGGAACAACAAGAAGCUUCGAACACAACGAAAAACGAUCAAUGGAAAUAUCAAAGAUAUCAUUCUGGUUUGAAUAGUGGUGGAAAACUGGAUCCAAAGAAAAAACAGGACAUCAUCAAGAGAGAAGAACGAUUUUACAGUAAAGAAAUGACCAAACAUCGAAGAAUGUUAGAAAUGAAUCAACUCAUCAUGGAACCCGGAAGUAACACGGCUCACACCCGAGAACAAGAGUUAGAAUUUCAUGCAAGAAAAGAACAUGAACGAAAAUUAAGAGAGAAGGGUUUACUUGGAUAUGAUCUUGAACCAUUUCAGUAA
Molecule: messenger RNA, 2106 nt
Organism: Naegleria lovaniensis
Lineage: Eukaryota; Heterolobosea; Eutetramitea; Acrasida; Naegleriidae
Exons: 1
Coding region: 1-2106 (701 amino acids)
Biological process (GO): protein folding
Molecular function (GO): ATP-dependent protein folding chaperone; ATP binding
Source: RefSeq, a predicted model, not a curated record